AUGAACGAAAUUGGAGCUGUUCUGGACACCAUAGACCCAGGCUUCGGUUGUGCUUCUCGCGAUAUGCGGCGCGAUGACGCUGUCCCAGACUGUUCAGAUGAUCAAUGCAAGACAUCGUCAGGUUCCUACUCUUCCGGUGGCGUUCGAGAUUCCGAUAUGUCAAUCGAAUUCGACGUAUUUGAGAAUACUCCUCAGCCCGAAACCCUUCAGGGCAAUGAAAACAUUGCUAUAUCAUACCCGGAGACCACGACUCCACCGGGAUCGCCACCGGUUAACCAUUUCAACGGUUUGUCCGACGGAGCAGCGGGAGGUUCCACAACCCCUCGUGGAACUACCCUUGCAAUCGCUCUCAAUCGAAACCCGGACGAAGCAGUACGAGAUUCCACAACCCCCCCGGGAACUCCACUUGCAAUUAAGUUCAAUUCAGGCCCCGACGAAGCAGUUUCACGAAACAUUGAGACGUUCUUAUUACCACCGCCUGUCACCCCCCCAACGAUAUCAACCUAUUACCCACUUCAAACAGAGUUGUCAACUGAGCAAGGAUUCCAAGCUACUAGACCCCCCCUCAAUGCCAGAGACCACGACACCUCCAGGGACACCGCGACAUAG
Molecule: messenger RNA, 609 nt
Organism: Eremomyces bilateralis CBS 781.70
Lineage: Eukaryota; Fungi; Ascomycota; Dothideomycetes; Eremomycetales; Eremomycetaceae
Exons: 2
Coding region: 1-609 (202 amino acids)
Source: RefSeq, a predicted model, not a curated record